UGAGAAAUUCAGCCCCACGAACAACGCACGGCCCGUCAGUCAAUCAAUCGAACUGUUUGCUAAUUUUGUUGCAGAAAUUAUGCCGAUUAGAAAAAUUGAAGUGUAAUACCAUUCUAUUUUUGGAACAUAAACUGCUUCUGACAGGAACAGGAGCAAUAUGUGGUUUUUGUAUCUUUUAAGUUAUGUGGCAUUUUUGGUGCAAAUGUUAUUCAUCGUAAUAUCUAUAGCUGCAGGUCUCUAUUAUCUGGCAGAAAUCGUUGAAGAAUACACUGUAGCGUCUAAGAAAGUAAUUUGGUGGAUGACAAUUGCAUCAUUAAUAAUUUAUACAUGUUUUUUAAUAUUUGAAGACUUGCCUCUUUCAAUGAAUGCCUGUGGUAUUCUGGCGCAUCUCACUCACCUUUUUAUAUUAAACUCCUUUCCUGUUGUGGUGUUAAGCUCUCCGCAAUUUCUUUUGGCUAUUGUGAUGUUAGUUGUCAAUCAUUACCUAGCAUUUAGUUAUUUUGGAAGCGUCUAUCAUCCCUUUUCUGAGGUAAUAGGAUACUUUACCUUGUGUCUGUGGCUGGUCCCAUUUGCUCUUUUUGUUUCUUUGUCUGCAAAUGAAAAUGUCCUUCCCACCCAUGCUGAGACAGCACCUCUACUUGACAAUGAUGUUGUCAGCAAUUAUUUCUCUAGACGGGGAAAGAAGUAUGGACUCCUUACCUUCUUCAACUAUGCUAAGGAGUCAGUUCUGCCUCAAAGAAAUAAAAAAGUUUUUUAAUCCUAAUUCUUAAAAUGAAAUCUACAAACUUUGAUACUAGGCUAGGCAGCUUAAGCUAAGAAACUGAUUUUUUUUUAAGCGCUCUCAUGAUUUUUCUUCUUUCCUUGAGUCAGGAAAACAAUGCUUAAAGUCGCUUAAAGUACGAAGUUCCAACAAUUUUUGGAGUCUUUUCUAUGGCUAUGGCUGUGUUAUGUAGUUAAUCUAUGUAUCUAUCCUUCCAAGAGCUACAUUUACUAGUCAUAAGAUGUAUAUUGUUCAGAUGUGCUGUAUAUAUUAGGUAAAAAAACCUUCCAAUAAUAUUUAUUUGUAAUUUGAAGUUGGUAAUCGAACACUUUGAAACUCAUCUGUUCAUGCUCAAGCUCAAAAAUUUUAAAAAAUGAAAUAAUUAAUACUCUAUGUUAGUAUUCAAUGUAUCUGCAGUUGAAGAACUGUCCCUUAGCAAAUUUUGUAACUUCAUACAAAAAAUAAAAUUUCCUUUCAAUCCUGUA
Molecule: messenger RNA, 1245 nt
Organism: Frankliniella occidentalis (western flower thrips)
Lineage: Eukaryota; Metazoa; Arthropoda; Insecta; Thysanoptera; Thripidae
Product: protein TEX261
Exons: 5
Coding region: 158-757 (199 amino acids)
Biological process (GO): endoplasmic reticulum to Golgi vesicle-mediated transport
Cellular component (GO): endoplasmic reticulum membrane; COPII-coated ER to Golgi transport vesicle; Golgi membrane
Molecular function (GO): COPII receptor activity
Source: RefSeq, a predicted model, not a curated record